UAAGUCCGCCUUCACGUUCUUUGAAGAUGGCAGCCGCCGUAAACACACCGACACCUGAGAGCGGUACAGGGAAGACUGAUGAAGGUGGAUAUGACCAAAAAUGUAUUUUCUGUAAAAUCGUGAAGAGGGAGAUGGGAACUGAGAUCCUGCACAAUGAUGAGACUGUAUCCUGCUUCAGAGAUAUACGCCCCGGAGCUCCUCAUCACUAUCUGGUUGUGCCGAAUAAACAUGUGGGCAAUUGUAAAUCUCUCAGAAAGGAGCAUAUGCCAUUAGUGGAGAAGAUGGUGGAUAUCGGGAAAGAGAUUCUUCAGAAGAACAAUGUAACUGAUUUAAAUGAUGUUAGGUUUGGCUUCCACUGGCCUCCUUUCUCCACUGUCACACAUCUGCAUCUCCAUGUUCUCGCACCCGUCAGUCAGAUGGGCUUCAUGUCACGCUUGGUCUACAGGCUAAACUCAUAUUGGUUCAUCACGGCAGACCAGUUACUCCAAAAUCUGAACUCUAUGAGCUAAGGAAGUGAGAGGAACUCAAAAUACAAUUGAUGUUUGAGAUGCCCAGAGCCAUAUUACACAUAACAACAGUCCAAGUCAAUCUGUUUGUGAUUACAAAAGGCCACAGACGAGUGCCUCGGGGUUAUAAUACUCAUUAAUGCUACUUUCAGUGUUGGUUAUGUCUACCAUACGGGCUAAUCAAAUUUGCAGCUACAGAAUUGUAGCUAUGUUUGAAUUGAUUUCAAAAA
Messenger RNA from Pimephales promelas (fathead minnow), 736 nucleotides. It is a transcript of the gene hint3, whose product is annotated as histidine triad nucleotide binding protein 3. Gene Ontology annotation, molecular function: catalytic activity. NCBI's taxonomy places the organism in Eukaryota, Metazoa, Chordata, Actinopteri, Cypriniformes, Leuciscidae. The record is from RefSeq and is a predicted model, not a curated record.